UAGUUUAUUUCUAAUAAGUAUCAUGGGAUGUGCACCGAGUGGAACACCUUACAAGAGCGGUGGACUUAGAUUGAUGGCAACCAAAAUUACUUUUACGAAAGAUCAGUUGGAUAAUCUUAAUGCGUAUUUCUUGAAAAAUAUAGAGGAGGAACAUUGUAGAGUUUUAGGAGAAAUAACAGAAAUUGAGGGAAUAGUGGAAAGAUUGGUUCAAAGAUUAAUUGUGGCUGUUGGUAACCUUGACUCCAGAUUCUCCAGUAUGUUUUUGGUAUCGCUAAAUGAACGACGCAGAAUAAAGCAAUUAAGAUUCGAGUAUUUAGUACGUCUGGACGCACUAUCAACUCCCACUGUACUUCAAGAUAAUGAAUCGGCAGUGAAUAUCGAAGAAGAUACGUCUAUGCCAGGAUUCGCACGACUUAAGAUACUAGGAUCAGGAGCAGAAUCCUGGAGUGAAUUUCUAGGUCCCGCAGGUAGGAUCAGAAGGGAUCUGCUCAAGAAUAGACUGACAAAUCUUUUGGCAGCCGCUAUAAAACCAGAAACCAUAAAAGAGAUCGACGACAGAACGUGCUUCACACCUGGGCAAGUGGUAGAUCCUGAGAUCCUUGACAAUAUUCUGAAACAACCGGAUCACUGCCGGAUCUUCUUUGGACCUGCAACGUCUGAGGGCACAUUUCCAGAACCACGAGAUCAUCGUAUAGCUAUAGUUGAAGACGCUUCUGGUAUUUUAUUAAAAGUCGGAUUAGGUGGUAUUUUUUCUAAAAAAUGCAAUGAAAUAGAAGUUAAAUUGUUAAUUGGAGCAGCUACCGCAACUUGGUCCAGUCUCGCAGAUUAUCCUCGAAGAGUACCACUUCAUCACUGCGAUGCUUUGCUCCACUUUACGGCAGCUCAAAGCGGUAUGUACGUCGUCGCCGUCGGUCCACAUCCUGGUGCCCGGUGCGAAGAUCGUGCCACUUUGUGGAAGAUUCGCAUACCAGCUGUUGAAACAAUUGCUGACCGUUAUUAUUCAGAAGACAGUGUACCAUCUCUCACAGAGUCAGUGCUCAUGGAAAUUCUUAAUCAAUUGCGAGGUAGACGAUCACUUGAUUUGCCGAUAAAAACUAAGGAUGUUCUCAGGAUCGUCUCCCGUCAUAUUCUCAAGACAAUUCACUGGUGGUCCUUGGAAAGAGCUGGUCCAGAUCCUCUCAGAAGCUGGGCGCCUAAUACUCUCUCAAGACACGUUCUUCUCGUACUAGACGAGUUGGUAACUGCGUUAAAAUGUCAAAACUUAAGAUGUUAUUUUUAUCCUCGCUGCAACGUGAUGCUACAGUGCACGAAAGGCGAUACCCUUCACGACGAGGAUUCCUACAUAUCGGAUUCAAGAGUUUUAGAGUCUUAUUUGAGUAUCUUACACCAGCACUCCUUGAACAUGUCGCCCAGUGUUCCUAAGCCUAUAGAUACCCUGGAGAACGAACUGAUAUCACGUUGGAAACGCACCAUAUCAUCCUUGCCUAGAGGUACCAUGGGAACACACUGUGGAUACACUGUCAGACAAUUGGAAUACUUGGGUUUGGUUGUGAAGGAGGUACUAGGAUGGAAGGAGCAUUCGGCUGAGGGCUUCGAAAACGGUUCCUUUUCGAGUUUUCCGAUAUCGCCGCAUAGUCCUGAGCCUGUUGAGAAUCUCCUUUAUCUCGUAACUCUGGUACUACGGCAGGCGAGGGAGCAGAUUUACGUGAUAACGGAUUGUCGGAACCGGAAACAGGAGCGACGCAAGCUCAAAAGCUACGGACGCAGGAAGAGCAACACAGCGACCUACUUCGACAGAUCCGUUGACGUGCUUGUUGAUCUGAUAAGACGUGAUAGAGAAACUGCUUAUUUGGAUUUAGAGAGUAACUCUAUUAUGGCCAGAACGCUUCUCAAAUGGUUAUAUUUUGCCAUGGAAAAUGAUAAGAAGACCCUGGGUCCAAUUCUGCGACCCUACCUUGGAAAUCUAUUUAAUUCCUCCCACGAGAAUGCCUGGCACGUCGAAUCUUGGAAGAAAAGACGUGAGAUCCUUGCCACGGAGAUGAGAUCCUUGGCGCUUUUUUGCAAAUUGGUUACAGCACAAGAGGUUUCACCUGCGGACGGUAUAGUCGAGGCUCUGUCAAAGGGCUGGUUAUGGGCUGAAAAUAUCACAAGGAUGAUCGAGAGAUCCGAUCAAGGGUUGAAGUUGGUUUUCAUAACGAGCACCAGAGUGAUCAAAUAUAACUUGACAUUUAGUAAUAACAAAGGACUGAGUACCUUCUCAACCUGGAGCAAAGCCAGGAACAUUAGUAACGCCCAUAAGAGAACCACCAUUGCCACGGCGAAUAUGCUCACUACGUGUCUGUUACAGGAACCAUCUCCUGUAACCCAAGGUUGGUUUGAUAAUGAGAUUAUGAUUAAAUUUAGAAAAAUUAAACAAUUGCGUAUUAAUUAAAUUGCGGUCUACAGUCAGGAUGGAUAUACAGAUGAUAUUUUAAACAGACGAUA
This is a messenger RNA of Cephus cinctus (wheat stem sawfly), 2484 nucleotides long. RefSeq lists its product as uncharacterized. NCBI's taxonomy places the organism in Eukaryota, Metazoa, Arthropoda, Insecta, Hymenoptera, Cephidae. The transcript has 10 exons. The record is from RefSeq and is a predicted model, not a curated record. Bases 23 to 2431 code for a protein of 802 amino acids.